UGCUUUGAAACUGCCUGCUACAUCCAAAUUUCGUUGUUCUUGAAAGAAGUUGUCGUUCUUCAAAGCCCAGAAAAAAAAAAAUGUCGUGGCAAACUUACGUGGAUGAUCAUUUGAUGUGUGACAUUGAAGGCACAGGCCAUCACCUCACUGCUGCUGCCAUUCUCGGCCACGACGGCGCCGUUUGGGCCCAGAGCUCCAACUUCCCUCAGAUUAAGCCUGAUGAGAUCAAGGGUAUCAUGACUGAUUUCGAUGAGCCAGGACAUCUUGCCCCUACAGGUUUACACCUCGGAGGAACGAAAUACAUGGUCAUCCAAGGCGAGCCUGGUGCUGUUAUUCGUGGAAAGAAGGGGCCAGGAGGUGUUACUAUCAAGAAAACUGGCCAAGCUCUAGUCUUUGGGAUCUAUGAGGAGCCGGUGACCCCUGGACAAUGCAACCUGGUUGUUGAGAGGCUGGGAGAUUAUCUCACUGAGCAGGGCCUGUAGGCUGGCUCAUUCUGGAUGAUUCUUGCCUCUUCUGCUUCUCUAAGAUCGAGUCGUCAUUUGAAACAUAAACAUUGCGUGGAGUUUGCGCAGACAAUAACCAUGCGAGAGGGCAUCUAA
Coffea eugenioides is the source of this 599-nucleotide messenger RNA. RefSeq names its product profilin-3. Gene Ontology annotation, cellular component: cell cortex. The record is from RefSeq and is a predicted model, not a curated record. The coding region runs from base 81 to 482 and encodes 133 amino acids. Gene Ontology annotation, molecular function: actin monomer binding. NCBI's taxonomy places the organism in Eukaryota, Viridiplantae, Streptophyta, Magnoliopsida, Gentianales, Rubiaceae. The transcript is spliced from 3 exons.